AUGUCCAAAAGGUCAGGAUUUUCUGAGAAUUUUGAACGGACAUUCCACAAAGUUAGAACCAUCGCAAAUGAUGAAGAUGAAAACCCUAGUUUCCGUUUGAUGUUUUGCAGUGACGAAGAUGAUAAACCAGAGGAGAAAAGAAAGGGACGAUUUCUUGGGGCAACAAGGAUUGACAUGAUUGGAGAGUUGGAGAAGAUAGCUAAUCUUAGCAUACCCAAAGAUCUAGAGAGUGAUGAAGCCAAUAAAUAUCUAGCUGAUGCAUGCACAAAAUUUGAAAUCAAAUGUCCCCCACCCCAAACAACCGCACGUUUGUUAGACAAAUUGGUGGGACACUUUUUGGAGGAGACAUGUGUGAAUCCUUGUUUCAUAAUCGACCAUCCUGAAAUCAUGAGUACUUUGGCCAAGUCCCACAGAUCCAAACCAGGUUUGACUGAACGUUUCGAGUCGUUCAUCAACAAGCAUGAGCUUGCCAAUGCGUACACUGAACUGAAUGAUCCAGUGGUACAGCGCCAACGAUUUCAAGAUCAGUUAAAGGAUCGACAAUCGGGGGAUGAUGAAGCAAUGGCUUUAGAUGAGGAAUUCUGUACGGCUCUUGAAUACGGGUUGCCGCCAACUGCCGGUUGGGGAUUGGGUGUUGACCGCCUUGCUAUGCUGUUGACCGAUUCACAGAACAUCAAGGAAGUUAUACUUUUCCCGGCAAUGAAACCACAGGAUGAAAGCCGCCUGCCUGCAAGGGAUGCUGAAAAGUUGAGCUCAUAA
This is a messenger RNA of Lactuca saligna, 759 nucleotides long. Lineage: Eukaryota; Viridiplantae; Streptophyta; Magnoliopsida; Asterales; Asteraceae. The record is from the annotation of a GenBank genome assembly.